This is a messenger RNA of Rhea pennata, 885 nucleotides long. It is a transcript of the gene PDF, whose product is annotated as peptide deformylase, mitochondrial. The transcript is spliced from 2 exons. NCBI's taxonomy places the organism in Eukaryota, Metazoa, Chordata, Aves, Rheiformes, Rheidae. Gene Ontology annotation, biological process: peptidyl-methionine modification. Gene Ontology annotation, cellular component: mitochondrion. Gene Ontology annotation, molecular function: peptide deformylase activity. The annotation marks the transcript as partial. The record is from RefSeq and is a predicted model, not a curated record.
UGCGGCGGCGCGGCGGAGUGGGGCGCGCGGGAGCGCUCGUACUGGCGGGCGCUGAAGCGGCGGGUGCUGGGCCCGCCGGCGCCGCCGUUCGCCGCCGUGUGCCAGGUGGGGGCCCCGGUGCUGCGCGGCGCCGCCGCCGCCGUGGCCCCGGAGCGCCUGGGCGGCGCCGAGCUGCGGGCGCUGGCGGCGGCGCUGGCGGCGGCGCUGCGCCGCGGGCCCUUCCUGGGCCUCAGCGCCCCGCAGCUGGGGGUGCCGCUGCGCGUCUUCGCGGCGGAGCUGCCGCCCGCCCUCUGCGGCCAGUACCCGCCGGCGCUGCGCCGCGCCCGCCGCCUCGAGCCCUUCCCGCUCCGCGUCCUCGUCAACCCCCAGCUCCGCGUCCUCGACGCCCGCCUCGUCACCGCCCCCGAGGGCUGCGCCAGCCUCGCCGGCUUCUCCGCCUGUGUCCCGCGGCACUGGGCUGUGCACGUCUCCGGUGUGGACGAGACCGGGGAGCCGGUGAGCUGGGAGGCGACAGGCUGGGCCGCCCGCGUUAUCCAGCAUGAGAUGGACCACCUGGACGGCAUCCUCUACAUCGACAAGAUGGACAGCCGGACCUUCACCAACGUCCACUGGAUGGAGCUCCUCGAGUGAGCCUUGCCCCACAGACACACCGUAGCCUGUCCUCCCCCCGCAGCCAUGGGACGACCGGCCCAGUGCUGGGACAAACCCCCACCAGACAGCGCAGCCCGGGCUGCGGGGCCGGGAGCAGCCCGACGCACCCCAGACCCUCCUGCGGAGGCUGCUGCACCUGACACGAGCACCUGGUGGGGAAGAACAACUGAGCCACAGCCUGAGAGACUCAAAUUCAGCUGUACUGCGCUCAAUACAGAGUGUUUCAGGACUUGG